AUGUCGUCCUCUUUGUCGCAUUCUACAAGUCCCAGAUUUGUAUUGGUGGCAACUCGAACUCGACCAGACAACCCACGCGCUGCACCAGUAGUGUCCGCUAGGCGCGCAGUUUACCGCAGGUCAUCCUCACCAUCACAGGCCCCGGUCACCGAUUCUGCUGCGACUCAGGCUUCGGUCGACAAUCCGCCCAGUGAUCCACCGCCUUCAUCAUCCUCGUCCUCGUCCUCUUCGCAAAGCGGCAACGAAUCCGAUGACGACUCGGACAUCGACGAUUGGGUGUCCCCUCCACCCCCUGCCGAUUGGGACCAUGAGGGUGUUUUCUAUGUCCCGAUCCCUCCACCCACGACUCGCGACGUCCGAAGACAAGUCCUCCGCACGCUUGUAAUCACACUGCUCACUAUGCCUAGCAGGGCAGAUCUCCUGAGGUUCGCCCUUUUCAGAGUGAGUAAGAGGUUUCUGGUGGACUACGCCGGGUUGUGGUCUCGAGAUCCAGAAUCUGGUUUUGUUGAUCGCUCCCAAACGACGAGCUUGAGGUCUCUCAUCACAGUGUGGGAGGAUGAGGUGGCCACCGUGGCCGACGCGGUCAGGGACUCAUGGAGGAGCAUCCGCGAUGCCCUGACGGUGGUUGUGGAAGACCUUAAUCGCGCUGGGGAUGCCGAAUUGGAGGGCUCAGCAGACACCUCGCGAGGUCCUGAGGAGUUCUUCAAGCAGGGCUUCGCGUUGCGUGCAAUCGUCAACAUCCCGACGCGUGUCCCCAUCGAAUACAGUUCCGAUGGGAUGUUGGUGCGAUGCGGGUAUUUCUGGGAGGAGCAUUCCAUGUCGAAUGUUACAUGUGAUACCAUCCUCCACGCCCUCGGUGAAUCGGGUGAUCAGCUUCGCUGCGAGCCUCCACCAAAUUUGCCUGCCCCCUGUGCAUGGGGCCAUUGA
Coprinopsis cinerea okayama7#130 is the source of this 927-nucleotide messenger RNA. RefSeq lists its product as hypothetical. The record is from RefSeq and is a predicted model, not a curated record. Bases 1 to 927 code for a protein of 308 amino acids. Lineage: Eukaryota; Fungi; Basidiomycota; Agaricomycetes; Agaricales; Psathyrellaceae. The transcript has 3 exons.